This is a messenger RNA of Limanda limanda (common dab), 918 nucleotides long. It is a transcript of the gene elovl4b, whose product is annotated as ELOVL fatty acid elongase 4b. The record is from RefSeq and is a predicted model, not a curated record. Gene Ontology annotation, biological process: sphingolipid biosynthetic process; fatty acid elongation, saturated fatty acid; fatty acid elongation, monounsaturated fatty acid. Gene Ontology annotation, cellular component: endoplasmic reticulum; endoplasmic reticulum membrane. The coding region runs from base 1 to 918 and encodes 305 amino acids. Lineage: Eukaryota; Metazoa; Chordata; Actinopteri; Pleuronectiformes; Pleuronectidae. The transcript has 6 exons. Gene Ontology annotation, molecular function: fatty acid elongase activity.
AUGGAGGUUGUAACACAUUUUGUGAAUGACACUGUAGAAUUUUACAAAUGGAGCCUUACUAUAGCAGACAAGCGGGUGGAGAAAUGGCCGAUGAUGUCGUCUCCCUUACCCACACUGGCCAUCAGCUGCCUGUACCUGCUCUUCCUGUGGGCGGGGCCUAGAUACAUGCAGGACCGCCAGCCCUUCACGCUGCGGAAGACUCUCAUAGUCUACAACUUCAGUAUGGUCGUGCUCAAUUUCUACAUCGCCAAAGAGCUCCUAAUAGCCACCAGAGCAGCAGGAUACAGCUACCUCUGUCAGCCGGUCAGCUACUCAAAUGAUGAAAAUGAAGUCAGGAUAGCAUCUGCUCUGUGGUGGUACUACCUCUCCAAGGGAGUGGAAUUCUUGGACACAGCCUUUUUCAUCCUGAGGAAGAAGUUCAACCAGGUCAGCUUCCUCCACGUCUACCAUCACUGCACCAUGUUCAUCCUGUGGUGGAUUGGCAUCAAGUGGGUGCCCGGUGGACAAGCAUUUUUUGGGGCGACCAUCAACUCUGGAAUCCAUGUCAUCAUGUACGGUUACUAUGGCCUGGCCGCACUCGGACCUCAUAUGCAGAAGUACCUCUGGUGGAAGAAGUACCUCACCAUUAUUCAGAUGAUCCAGUUCCACGUGACCAUCGGCCAUGCCGGCCACUCCCUCUACACCGGUUGCCAGUUCCCCUGCUGGAUGCAGUGGGCUCUGAUCGGCUACGCUGUCACCUUCAUCAUCCUCUUCGCUAACUUCUACUACCACGCGUACCGGGGAAACCCCUCCUUCUCACUGAAGGGAAGCAAGCCCGUAGCAAACGGCACCUCUACGGCAACUAACGGUCAUAGUAAAGUGGAGGAGGUGGAGGACAACGGGAAAAGGCAAAGAAAAGGAAGACCGAAAAGGGAGUAA